ACCCAACUCAACCCAACCCAACCCACUAGAAAAUGUAAAAUCACAUCAAAGCAAAAGAUAUUCAAUGCCUCCAAUACUGAAAUGGACACAAAUUAGUCCAAUUAUUUAAUUUUAGCUUCUCCAAAAAUAAUUUACCAAAAUCAAAAGAAAAAACCCACCCUUGGACUCGUACAGAUCCAAUUUCAGGCUUCGUAGAAUUGAGAUAUUUCGGAACAGAUUGCUGGUAUAAAAUUUAACCGGAAAUCAGAGAUCUGUUCGGUUGGAUUCUCACGAUUUCACAAUCGCUAUCAUUUGCAAGAAUUUAUUUUUUAUUGGAAUUUUUAUUUUUUGGGAAAAAAGGGGCUGUUGAAAUUCGAAGCUACCAGUCAGUGGAGUUGAAAGAUAAAAAUAAGUGUCCUAUCAAGAGGAAGAAAUGGAGUAUGCUGAUGGCAAUUAUGAAAUGGAGGAAGUUGAUGAGGAUAUGUAUUUUGCUGGUCGAAUGAUGGGAGACUCAGAGACUGAUGAAGAUGAUGAGAAUGAAUAUGAAAAUUUGGACAACAAGAUAACAGACACUUCUGCUUCCGAGGCAAGGAGAGGGAAAGAUAUUCAAGGAAUUCCAUGGGAGAGACUAAGCAUUUCCCGUGAAAAGUAUAGGCAGACAAGACUACAGCAGUAUAAGAAUUAUGAGAAUAUACCCCUUUCUGGAGAGGGUUCACUGAAGGAAUGCAAACCAACAAGGAAAGGUGGAGAGUACUAUGAGUUCCGACAGAACACAAGAUCUGUGAAAUCUACCAUCCUUCAUUUUCAAUUGAGGAACUUGGUUUGGUCUACGUCAAAGCAUGAUGUUUACCUCAUGUCACAUUAUGUAAUAACGCAUUGGUCUUCAUUGGCAUCCAAGAGGACUGAAGUUCUUAAUGUUUCUGGGCAUGUUGCUCCACGCGAGAAACAUCCUGGAAGUUUACUGGAAGGAUUUACUCAGACUCAAAUUAGUACUCUAGCAGUGCGUGACAAUUUGUUGAUUGCUGGGGGAUUCCAGGGAGAGCUCAUAUGCAAGGAUCUAGACCGGCCUGGCGUGAGCUUUUGUACCAGGAUAACUUAUGAGGAUAAUGCAAUUACCAAUGCAAUUGAUAUCUAUAACAGUCCAAGUGGCGCUGUUCAUUUCACGGCUUCAAAUAAUGACUGCGGAGUUCGAGACUUUGACAUGGAGAGGUUUCAGCUUGUUAAGCACUUUUCUUAUCCUUGGCCUGUAAAUCACACCUCUUUGAACCCGGAUGGUAAACUCAUUAUUAUAGUUGGAGACAAUCCUGAUGGGAUGCUUGUGGAUUCUCAAACUGGGAAGACUGUCAUGCCCCUACACGGACACUUGGAUUUUUCUUUUGCUUCUGCAUGGCAUCCGGAUGGUCACUUGUUUGCCACUGGGAACCAAGACAAGACUUGCCGUGUAUGGGAUGCUCGAAACUUGUCAAAGUCUGUCGCUGUUCUCAAAGGAAAUCUGGGAGCCAUUCGAUCAAUCCGUUUUACAUCUGAUGGGAAAUUUAUGGCGAUGGCUGAACCAGCCGAUUUUGUCCACGUCUAUGAUGUGAAGAAUGGUUACGAGAAAGAGCAGGAGAUUGAUUUUUUUGGCGAGAUCUCUGGAGUCUCUUUCAGUCCUGAUACAGAAUCCCUCUUCAUUGGGGUGUGGGAUCGCACUUAUGGUAGCCUUCUUCAGUACAACCGUUGCCGGAAUUAUUCGUAUAUGGAUUGUCUAAUGUGAUCAUUUGGGACAUGCAUGCUUAUUCUUGGAUAAGAAACUUCUGCAUGGAUUCGCAUUACAUGUUCAAGAAAGGUGGCAGGAUCAUGGAUCGGUUUGGUAUCAACUCUUGCGUUGUCAAAUAAUGCUGACUAGUGUAGCAGAGAAGUGAAUUAGCAGCUGGGGUGCUUUUCGAGUGGGGCCAUUGAUGAACAAUUGUCUACCUCCUAGGGAAAACAUGGCCGUGGACGUGCCAUUUUCUUGAAGGCAUCAUGUUUAUAUGGACUUUUUCUGCAGUUAGUGAGAACGAAUUGCUGGCUAUCGGCAU
Molecule: messenger RNA, 2036 nt
Organism: Olea europaea var. sylvestris
Lineage: Eukaryota; Viridiplantae; Streptophyta; Magnoliopsida; Lamiales; Oleaceae
Exons: 10
Coding region: 413-1732 (439 amino acids)
Molecular function (GO): protein binding
Source: RefSeq, a predicted model, not a curated record